Molecule: messenger RNA, 1502 nt
Organism: Danio aesculapii
Lineage: Eukaryota; Metazoa; Chordata; Actinopteri; Cypriniformes; Danionidae
Exons: 6
Coding region: 67-1440 (457 amino acids)
Biological process (GO): protein dephosphorylation; negative regulation of MAPK cascade
Cellular component (GO): cytoplasm
Molecular function (GO): MAP kinase phosphatase activity; protein tyrosine/serine/threonine phosphatase activity
Source: RefSeq, a predicted model, not a curated record
AACAGUUUGACAGGAUCUGACGGUUUUUAUCGGGACACAUAGCACAUCCAGCUCGCACUUGAAGAAAUGACCGAACCAGCAGGAGGAAGCAGUGGAAAAGGUUCUUCUUCUUCUGUAAUCACUGAGAAAAACAAACCAACUGAGACUGAAGUGGAUCCAGUGGAUGAAGGGCCAUCACGUGUUCCAGGCCCAAGCUGCAGUAACAAAGAAAGCCAAAUAAAAACAGAACUUUCACGGCUGGAAAUGUAUAUUCCUCAUGACCCAGGCAAACUUAGGAAUCGCCUGGAGGAAUGUUCACUUGACUGGACUCCGGUCACUGAAGUCUGGCCCAACAUCUAUAUAGGAAAUGAAGAGACAGCAUUGGACCGAGCCAUGCUGAAGACGAUGGGUAUUACCCACAUACUGAAAGCUGCAGCAACUGAAGAAGAUCUACAUGGAAACAUUACUCCAAGGGAUGAACAUUACCAAGGCAUGGACAUGACUUACUAUUAUGUACCUGCUCUGGAUGAAGACAUGUUUGAUAUCAGCGAAUACUUUUUCCCAGCUGCAGAAUUCAUCAACAAGGCCCUGAGUAACCCGGAGAAUAAGGUGUUAAUCCACUGCUUUCAAGGUGUCAGCCGCUCUGCAACACUUUUUUUGGCAUAUCUGAUGAUCCAACAUGACAUAAUGGUGGAGAACGCCAUUGAUCAUGUCACAGGUGUGCGAUGGAUCAGACCCAACAUGGGCUUCUUGAAGCAGCUGACAGCUCUCAAUUUAACCCUCGUAGAGAAGCGAAAACUACAGCUGAGAGAGCAGUUGAAAAAAGACAAUGAAGACACAGAGAAGCCUGUUCCAGAGCUUCAAGAGUCUAAAAAGCAUAUUGAUGAAACCGUGAUCCAUCUGAAGCAUUGUCUCCAGAAAUGCACACUGGACCAGAGGCCUGUCACUGAGGUUUGGCCCAAUGUCGUCAUAGGAGAUGAACAUACAGCAAUGGACCGAGCCAAACUAAAGCAAAUGGGCAUUACACACAUCCUAAAUGCUGCAGCUGUAAAGAACAAUUUGAUGGCAUCUUUAGGAAUGCCACGCAAGGAAGAUCUGCUACGUAAGGUCAAAACUGGGGCGAAAUAUUACAAAGGCAUGAACAUCACAUACUACGGUGUACCUGUAGUAGAUGACCACUGCUUUGACAUCAGCAAGUACUUUUACCCUUCUGCAGCAUUCAUCCACCAGGCCCUCAGUAACCCUGAAAAUAAGGUGUUGGUGCACUGCACGGAUGGAGUAAGUCGAUCUCCCACACUAUUUCUGGCGUAUCUGAUGAUCCACUAUAAAAUGCCGGUGGAAUAUGCUAUUGACCGUGUUUUAAAAGUGAGAUGCAUCUGGCCCAACUUGGGCUUCUUGAAACAGCUGGCAGUUCUCAAUUCAAAGCUUGCAUGUCACAAUAAUCUUUUCAGACAGACAUAACCAUAAAAAGCACAGACAAAUAAAGCACAUGAGUAAAAUUAAAAUAAUGUGUUUGAAAUUAU